Aspergillus pseudonomiae is the source of this 918-nucleotide messenger RNA. RefSeq names its product alpha/beta fold hydrolase. NCBI's taxonomy places the organism in Eukaryota, Fungi, Ascomycota, Eurotiomycetes, Eurotiales, Aspergillaceae. The record is from RefSeq and is a predicted model, not a curated record. The transcript has a single exon. The coding region runs from base 1 to 918 and encodes 305 amino acids.
AUGUUCUCCAUCGGAACACACAGCCUCUUCCUCUCCAUAGGCGGGGUCGCUCGUAAGACCGGGGAGCCGCUUGUUAUCUUUCUCGCAGGCGCAGGAGACGUCGCUUCGUCAUACGUCGCGGUCGAAAGACUCGUGGGCACAUUUGCACCCGUUGUCCUAUAUGACCGUUCCGGCCUAGGACGCAGUCAAGAUGGGCCUACUAAGCCAACAGCCACGACAGCAGCUACUGAGCUGCAUCAGCUGCUACACAGCGCGAGCCUUACCCCUCCUUUCCUCUUAGCGGCUCACUCCUAUGGGAGUAUUGUUGCGCGCGAGUACCUGCACCUAUACCCAGAGGAGGUGGCCGGGAUGGUGCUCGCAGAUGCAUCGACGGAGAGGCAAUCCGAGCUAUUAGACGAUCCAGAUCUAGACAUCAAUGCUGUACUGGGUGACCUCAAGUUCAGCCAGGUGACGGGGCUACGCGACAGCGCUCAACUCUCUCGAGACGAGUGGAGGGCUCGUGCAGCAGACAUUGCACGAGGAAUCAAGACAUCCCAGGCUGAAUCUGCAGCUGCAAUGGAAGUCUGUAAGACAUUAGGAAGCAAGGAGCAGUAUAGGAACCAAGCACUAGGGGCUAGACCCCUGAGUGUUAUACGGUGUCGUGGCUCUCAAGACUACCAACGAAUAUAUGAAAAGGGUGUAGAGGCGGGCAACGGUACUGAAGCGCAGCGGACGGCCUUUCGCAGAUUACUCGACCGCUGGGACCAAUAUGAUCAGCGUGCGCAGGGUGAACAACUCCAAUUGUCAUCCAAUAGCCGUCUUACCUACCUUCCCAACUGCGGCCAUCAUGUCCAUCUUAUCCGUCCUGAUGUAGUUGCGUCUGAGAUCCGAUGGGUGAGGGACCAAACCUUGGAGAAAGGGUCCGCACAACGGCUUUAG